Messenger RNA from Penicillium psychrosexuale, 954 nucleotides. RefSeq lists its product as uncharacterized. The transcript has 3 exons. The record is from RefSeq and is a predicted model, not a curated record. Lineage: Eukaryota; Fungi; Ascomycota; Eurotiomycetes; Eurotiales; Aspergillaceae. Bases 1 to 954 code for a protein of 317 amino acids.
AUGGAUAUCACCAGAUACAUGGUGGAUGCAGCUGGCAUUCAGGCGUUGUCUCGUCAUCAAAUUGCCACAUUUUUCGAUAGAAACAAGCCUAUCACGCAGGAGAGCUGCGAUGAGACUGCUGCUCUUAUUACCAGAGGUGGACCAGUUGUUCCCACGCCGGCACAAGGUAUGACGAGCUAUACAGUUAUUGCCGGUAUCAACCCUAAAGCUAUUCAAUUCUGCGCCCCUGAAGCCGCUCUUGAUAUGAAGGUCAUGGCACUAGCGAAAAGCAUGUAUAAAGAUUUCGCCCCUGGCUGUGAGAAACGCGACUCGUUGGGCCCUCUUAUCGUGUAUGAAAUGGAUGUUGUAGAAGGGGUCGCUUUCUCUAUAGCCCAACGCGAUAUUUGCGCGAUCAACAAAUACAGCCUUCUUGAGAGGACUGUGCAGGAUCUUGCAAAAUUUUUCGCGUUGAGCUGGACUAGUGGAAUCGAUAUGACGCUAUGGAUAGACACAGCCGUUACUUCUGUAGAGCUUUCCCAGAGGCUGGAGAAUCUUGCUGAUGCUCUUCCCGAGCGCUUUCGUGCUAAGCUGAUCGAAGUCCGCGAUCAACUACCACUGCUCUUCGCCCUAGACUAUCCGCAGGUACUAAACCAUGCUGACCUAUGGGAAAUGAAUAUCCAUGUCAACGCGAGUACAGGAGGUAUCGCCGGUAUAGUCGACUGGCAUGAUGCUACCGUUGGCCCUUUUGGAUUGUCAUUUUGGGGCCUUGAGACCCUGCUAGGAACCUUUGUGCAGAUGGCUGGCACUUUCAUGCCCGUCACCUCGAAUUACGGAGGGUAUUUUGGGAGACCCUCUAUGCUACCGCAGGCAUUGUCACGGAGUCUCAAAAGCGGGCAGUCAAGGUUGGAAGGAUCGUUGGCAUCUUCCAGGCGUACAGUCUCAGAAAAGGGGUACCCGUGGAGGCAGGAGACCUGA